AUGGGGCGAAAUGUAAGGGCACUUGUGGGCCAUGCGUUGUGUACACGUUAGAGAGCUCCAGGUUGUCAACAUUAACCUGCAGUCCGUCUAUGCGGCAUGCCUUCUAAUCAGAUCGUGGUUGUCACUCUUAAAACCCCAUAACUGAAUGAAGAACCAAUCCUCAGGAGUUUUCAGACGCUCCACAAAAAUCCACAUCAGCCAUUCGAGGUCAACAGACUUCUUGAGGAAAAAGCUACCCCGUUGUAUCACGCUACAACUAGGUCCACCUACACCCGGGCAAGGUUAUUAAAGGCAGAAUGAUACGCCUCACAGCGUUGCGCCUUAUCAGGUAAAACCAAUGACGUCGAACCUUUCGUCUGGUUGUGCCCAGUGUUCGGCGCGACAUGGAAGGCGCUGCUUCAGGGCCUACAGAAGAAAGGACUUUCACAAGCCGCUUUCAAGACCUAGUGUUCCCUGAAGAGCCCGAGUAAUCAAGAAAGGAGUUCUACGCCUGUUGAUUGCCUGCCUCCGAGACACUGUGUUGACCGACGUUUAGCAGCACGCCAACGCUAAGAACGCAUCACAUGCUCAGGCGGCGCGAUUGCCGGCCGCACAUGCUAGGCUAAUUCCGCCCGAUUCAACACCACCUCCUUGUUGUUGUUCCUCUGCACAGAUGACACAUACCCGCCGUGGUGGAUCGGCCGAGAAUCGGGCGGUUUUGUGAAAAUGGAUGAAAAAAGAUCAGAGACAAAAAAAUAUAAGGGGAAGACAUAUUCGGCUCGGUGUUCCAAGUGCGACCGUCAUCAUGCUAAAGUGAAUCGAAAAAUACGUAAAUAAUUAUAAUUUACUGCUUUAGGAAGGCAGUCAAUUGGUGCCAAAUAUUCCGGCUUGUUGACGUUGACUUUUUCAACAUGGUGUAUGUCCAAGAGGGGAAUUCGCCACUCAAAUGAGAAAUUAAAUAAAGCAAACAAAUAAGGACAAAUAAAUACAAUGAAAAUAUUAAAAAGCAAGGUAAUAAAUAUAUUUGAGGAGAACAUAUAAUAAUGAAGCUUUAACCACUGCCAGUCAACUUGGAAAGAAGCAAUGGGAGCAUGACACAGGGACGUGUUUGAUGCCGUUUGCGGUUACAUAAAAUCAACAAAACGAAUAACUUUUUGAUUGUUCUCUGGUAAUGUAAUUUAUUAGUUUUUGUAGGUUUCCUUAUCUUUCUUUCUUAUUUUUUUUUCAUCGAUUAAGUAACACUUCGGAAGAAUAGGUAAUCGCUUCAGCACAAUUCUUGGCCAAUGCCCCAGUGUGGGUACGAGCCAUAAUAUGAGGCCAUCAUCAUCAUCAUCAUCAUCAUCAUCAUCAUCAUCAUCAUCAUGAUCCCGCGAGCCUCGUGCUCACCUUCACAGAAGAAGAAAACGCUACGGGGAGUGUGGCCGCGUUCUGCUUCGCAGGAACCUCUGGAGAAGCCCAGUCCCCGGUCGCGCCAUGGAGGAGAGCCCCUUCGCCGCCAGGGACUUCGUGGUGGAGAGCGUCCUCGACUACUUGGAGACCGAGGAGCUCUUCACGUGCGCCGAGGUGAACCGGCUGUGGCAGUCGAUUGCCCUGUCCCUGCUGCGCAGGAAGCUGGUCUCCGUGUCCGUCUGCUGCACGCCGGACUCGGAGCGGGCUGCCCUCGCCUCAGCCCUGGGCAGCUCGCACGUGUGCGUUGACAUCUUCUGCUCCAAGUUUUCGCGCUUCCGAAACAUCGCGCGCAUGGCAGGACUGCGACCGUCGCUGGUGUUCCUCUCCCACCACGUCGACCUCGGUGAGGACAAGCGAGGUGACGUCGGCGGCUGUCUUCAGCGUCAUGCCGAGCAGCCAGCUGGAGCCGCUCAUGUGCCGGCUGAGCGAGGAGUUCGGGUCCGCCGACGGCGCGAUCGCCGUGGUGUUCCCAGGACGAGGUGCUCGGCGAGCUGGAGGCGUUCGAGCGACACUUCCCCUCGGUGCCGGCGCUGGCGAACCAGGCCACGGAGUUCAACGUGGACGGCCAGUACGCGCCCAUGAGCAGGCUCAGGAUGAUCUUGCUGCCCAUCAAGCUGCUCCACUGAUCCCGGUAUCGCAAGCGAGACAGAGCUUGGUCACCAGGCCCUUCUCCACCCGCUGACCGCGUCAUCGGAACUGAAUUGUAUAUAAUACGUAAAUUAGAUAUUACCAUAAAGAGCGCAAUAUUUGUGCCA
Dermacentor andersoni is the source of this 2183-nucleotide messenger RNA. Lineage: Eukaryota; Metazoa; Arthropoda; Arachnida; Ixodida; Ixodidae. The record is from RefSeq and is a predicted model, not a curated record.